AUGGAUUCCUGUUUUGAGCGACUUCGCUUCCAUUCCGAUUGGCCGCAAAAAAGCCAUCAUGAACUCCCUUCAUUGUGUGAUGCUAUGUUCGAAAUUGACCGCAUUUCUUAUUUGAUAUUCGGUUUUCCCAUCGCAUCGCCUAGCAAGAAACGCUUUUUCCUGAAUAUCACUGGUUCUAUCCAUCAAAACGACUAG
Sclerotinia sclerotiorum 1980 UF-70 is the source of this 195-nucleotide messenger RNA. RefSeq lists its product with no specific name. The transcript is spliced from 2 exons. Bases 1 to 195 code for a protein of 64 amino acids. The record is from RefSeq and is a predicted model, not a curated record. NCBI's taxonomy places the organism in Eukaryota, Fungi, Ascomycota, Leotiomycetes, Helotiales, Sclerotiniaceae.